Molecule: messenger RNA, 825 nt
Organism: Miscanthus lutarioriparius
Lineage: Eukaryota; Viridiplantae; Streptophyta; Magnoliopsida; Poales; Poaceae
Source: the annotation of a GenBank genome assembly
AUGCCAUCUCUUAUCGAUUACAGCCCGGCUGCGCUGCGGUCGUUGCUCCGGCCGUCCACCGAUGAGCGUCGGGCGAAGCUGUCCGGGGCGGCGGCGGGGGCGGGGGCCGGGGCCGGGGCCGGCGGCGUCUUGGGGCUCUUCAAGAUGUUCAAGCUCCUGCCCGUGCUCACCACGGGCAGCAAGAUGGCCGCGAUGCUGGGGCGGCACCACAAUAACCGGCCGGCCCUCCUGGCCGACCACGCGCCGACGGUGACGCUGUUCGGGCACCGGCGCGGGCGGCUGAGCCUGGCCAUCCACGAGGACACGCGGGCCCCGCCGGCGUUCCUCAUCGAGCUGCCCAUGCUGGCGGCCGCGCUGCACCGGGAGAUGGCCACGGGCACCGUGCGGCUGGCGCUCGAGAGCGACACCGCCCGCGGCGGCGUGGGUUCAAGGCGGCGGCGGCGCCCGCUGCUGGAGGAGUACGUCUGGGCGGUCUACUGCAACGGGCGCAGCGCCGGGUACGCCAUCCGCCGGAAGGACGCGUCCGACGACGAGCGCCACGUCCUGCGCCUGCUCCGCGGCGUGUCCAUGGGCGCCGGGGUGCUGCCGCCGCCGCCCGACGAGAGGGCGGGAGCGGCAGCGGCAGCGGCAGCACGCGCCACGCCCAGCAGCGCUUGCCCCGAUGGCGAGCUCACCUACAUGCGCGCCCGCGUGGAACGCGUCGUCGGGUCCAAGGACUCUGAGGCGUUCUACAUGAUCAACCCCGACGAUGGCAGCGCCAACGCCGCCGCCCGUGGCGGCGAUAGCGCGCCGGAGCUGAGCGUUUUCUUUGUGAGGAACAAGUGA